Leucoraja erinaceus (little skate) is the source of this 1336-nucleotide messenger RNA. It is a transcript of the gene gpn1, whose product is annotated as GPN-loop GTPase 1. Gene Ontology annotation, molecular function: GTPase activity. The record is from RefSeq and is a predicted model, not a curated record. NCBI's taxonomy places the organism in Eukaryota, Metazoa, Chordata, Chondrichthyes, Rajiformes, Rajidae.
CUCUGCGCGUCGGGCAUGGCGUCGGCGGCGGCAGGAGCAGGAGCAGGAGCGGAGGGGACCGGCACCGGCACCGGCAAUGGCUCCAGCUCCUCCACCGGGACCGGCUCUCCCACUCCCACUACAACUCCCACCGUCUGCCUGAUCGUGCUCGGCAUGGCGGGCUCGGGGAAGACCACAUUCGUGCAGAGGCUGACUGGUCACCUGCACCUCAAGGGGUGUCCUCCAUACCUUAUCAACCUGGAUCCUGCCGUGCAUGAGAUCCCUGUCCCGGCCAAUAUUGAUAUCCGGGACACAGUGAACUACAAGGAAGUGAUGAAGCAAUACGGCCUGGGGCCCAACGGUGGCAUAGUCACCGCACUCAACCUGUUUGCCACACGGUUUGACCAGGUUAUGAAGUUCAUUGAGAAGAGGCAGCAAGACUGUCGGUACGUUCUGAUAGACACCCCUGGACAGAUUGAAGUGUUCACCUGGUCGGCGUCAGGAACCAUCAUCACAGAGGCCUUGGCCUCCACGUUUGCCACUGUCAUUGUGUACGUGAUGGACACGUCACGAAGCACCAACCCCGUCACCUUCAUGUCCAACAUGUACGCCUGCAGCAUCCUGUACAAGACCAGGCUGCCGUUCAUUGUGGUCAUGAACAAGGUUGACAUUGUGAGCCACACGUUUGCCGUGGAGUGGAUGACGGAUUUUGAAUCGUUCCAGGAUGCGCUGAACCAGGAGACGAGCUUUGCCAGUAACCUGACCCGCUCCAUGAGCCUGGUGCUGGACGAGUUCUACAGCACCCUGCGGGUGGUGGGGGUAUCGGCGGUGGAGGGGACGGGGAUGGACGACUUCCUCGGACACGUGGCUGAGGCAGUCGUGGAGUACGACCUUGAGUACCGCCCCUACUACCUGAAGAUGAAGCAGCACCUGGCUGAUAAGGAGAUGAGGAAUCGUGAGGAGCAGUUGGAGAGACUGCGGAGAGACAUGGGGGACGUGUCCAUGGACUCGGACCAUCAGUCUCCUUCCGCGGACAGGGAGGGUGAGGUUGAGGCCGGCCCGUCGGGGCUGAUCCUGAGCCGUGGAGCCGGCGAUGAGCUGCAGGAGGAAGUGGAUUCCGAUACGGACGACCUGGACCAUCAAAAGGCGGAGGAGCAGAGAGAGGAGCCUGCCUUUCAAAGAUACCUGCAGCAGAGAAGGCAUGAGAACCAGCUCGCCACGAAAGAGUGAUCGUGGAGGGGGGCGGGGGCUUGGACACCUGAUGGGGGUGGUCCCCUCCUCCCACACGCACAUGACCUGCUAUAGUUUAACACAUCAUGGAUCUCUGUAUUUAUUGAAUAAAGACUGCGUGAUAUUC